AUGACCUCCUGUUUCUUCUUUCUGUUAAUAGGAUCUGUUUUUACGCUAAAAGUUCAAGUAAAUGACAUCAUCAGUCAUCAGUACCUGCGACAAGCGGUUGUAGAAGUGUUUGUUAACUACACAAAGACAAAUUCUACUCUUACUGGAAAUGAUGGAGCAGUAUUGAUAAAAGUUCCUUACAAAUUAGACUUAAGCUUAACUAUCGUAUCAUACAAGGAUGGCUACAUGUUAACACCUUUGCCUUGGAAGACUGGGAAGAUGCCAAUAUACUCGUCUGUGACGCUUUCAUUGUUCCCACAAAGUCAAGCUAAUAUCUGGCUGUUUGAAGACACUGUCUUAAUUACUGGAAAACUGUCUGAUGCCAAAUCUCAACCAAGCGUUCAGUUUCCAAAAGUUUUAAUAAAGCUUCCAACAAAUCACCAUAUUACAAAUGUUACAGCCUAUCUGACAGUGCCAGAACAAUUUUUGAAAGUGGACAGCUUUCUCUAUACAACAGGAGUUCUUCUAAAUAAAUCAGGUUUCAAGAGCAUGGAAUUGACUCCUAUUGCUGCAGUAUGUGUAAAUGUUCUUUUGGCUGGGAAAGAACUGAAAGUAAAUGGUCCCAUUCAGAUUACACUUCCUAUUCCCACAAGCACUGUAAAAUCAGGAGAUGCUAUACCUGCGUGGACAUUCGAUAUGAAAACUGGUGCUUGGGUGAGCCGUGGGCUAGGGAUGGUAAAGGAAGCAGAUGGUCAGUUAGUGUGGACAUAUACUGCUCAACACUUAGGCUACUGGAUAGCAGCUCCACUGCCUGGAACAAGAGAAUCCAUUAUUACUGCGGUUUCCAAAGACAUAACAGCCUAUCACACAGUGUUCCUUACGGCCAUACUGGGAGGUACCGUUGUCAUUAUCAUUGGAUUUUUUGCUGUUCUUCUUUGUUACUGCAGGGAUAAAUGUGGUCAGACGCGAAAGAAGGAAAAAAAUACAGCUAAGCUGGAGGUCAUAAAAAGAGACCAGACAACAUCAACAACUCACAUAAGUCACAUCAAUGCUGUCAAAGGGCCUUUAAAGUUGGAGGAUAAGUCACAGUUAUAUACACCGAAGACUUCUUCAUACAGCCCUCAAAGAAGGGUGUCCGUAGACACGGAAGAUGGAAAAUCACGAGACAAUUUCAGAAUCUACACUGAGGAUGCUUCUUAUCAGUCAACCUGUCAGACUGGUCAGUCAAGAAAUUCAGCCCAUUCAUUGGAACCUAAUGCUGGGGUUAGGCACUUACAGCAGCCAAAGCAUAGUAACAGUACCAUUUCCCAGGCUCCUAGAGACCUUCAAGACCAAAACAGAUACCUUUCACUGAAAGAGGAGAUGUAUGGGCUUUCCCAUAUCCCAGAACAUUUAAUGCAUAUUUACAAUCAACCUAUUGCUAUUCUUCAACCCUCUGACCUUUUCCACUCCCCAGAACAGCUGCAUCCUGCUAAAUCAGCCACUUUGCCAAGAAAAGGGCAGUUAGUAUAUAGCCCCAUGAUGGAACCCAUGGGUCGUGACAGUUACAUGCAAACGUUACCAAAAAUGCCAGUGCAUGCUCAUCCACAGCCUUCUGUCUGCAGAGAUGAAAACAGUACGUUAGAUGGUGAAGAGGGCUUACCUUCUCAAACGUCGAACUGGGGCCGGUACACUAAUAGCUUAUUGGAAUCUGUCUCUGUUCCUGGGACAUUAAAUGAAGCAGUUGUAAUGACUCCGUUUUCAUCUGAACUUCAAGGUAUUUCAGAACAAACAUUAUUGGAACUCUCUAAAGGAAAACCAUCUCCGCACCCUCGAGCAUGGUUUGUGUCCCUGGAUGGAAAGCCGAUCGCUCAAGUGAGGCAUUCUUUCAUAGAUCUGAAAAAGGGCAGAAAAACAGAGAGUAAUGAUACCAGUCUGGACUCUGGUGUGGACAUGAAUGAGCAUCAUCCUAGUAGGAAAUUGGAGAGAGAGAAAACUUUCAUAAAAAAUAUGCCACAUUCUAAGAUCCUUUACUUGGAAGAUCUGGAUCUGAGCAGCAGUGAAAGUGGGACCACUGUUUGCACUCCAGAGGACCAGGCUGUGAGGCACCUUCUGGAUGGAGGGAACGGGCAGGUCAUAGAACAGCGUGAGGAAGAAGGUCUAAGAAGAAAAACUGUGUCAGGGACUCAUGAAUCUGCUAUUCCUUCCGCUAAAAAAAGGGAUAGACCGUCUAUCACAAAAAAAGAUAGCAAAACCAAUAUCUGGAAGAAAAGAGAGGAGAGGCCACUUAUUCCUAUAAAUUAA
Molecule: messenger RNA, 2262 nt
Organism: Opisthocomus hoazin
Lineage: Eukaryota; Metazoa; Chordata; Aves; Opisthocomiformes; Opisthocomidae
Source: RefSeq, a predicted model, not a curated record